Messenger RNA from Penicillium maclennaniae, 2229 nucleotides. RefSeq names its product dolichyl-diphosphooligosaccharide--protein glycosyltransferase subunit STT3. The record is from RefSeq and is a predicted model, not a curated record. Gene Ontology annotation, biological process: post-translational protein modification. The transcript has 5 exons. NCBI's taxonomy places the organism in Eukaryota, Fungi, Ascomycota, Eurotiomycetes, Eurotiales, Aspergillaceae. Bases 1 to 2229 code for a protein of 742 amino acids. Gene Ontology annotation, cellular component: membrane. Gene Ontology annotation, molecular function: dolichyl-diphosphooligosaccharide-protein glycotransferase activity.
AUGGCCGAAUCUUCUCUUGAUGUUCUGCUGAAAGGCAGCUCCGGCCGGAACACGCGCGGUUUACUGCGAAUCAUUAUUCUCUUAACAAUCGCUGCCGCCGCCGUCGCCAGUCGUCUGUUCAGUGUCAUUCGUUUUGAGAGUAUUAUCCACGAAUUUGAUCCCUGGUUCAACUUCCGCGCAACCAAAUACCUCGUCGAAAAUGGCUUCUACAGUUUCUGGGAUUGGUUUGAUGACCGAACCUGGCACCCUCUGGGCCGUGUCACUGGUGGCACGUUGUACCCUGGUCUCAUGGUGACCAGUGGCGUUAUCUACCACAUCCUGCGCUUCCUCACUAUCCCCGUCGACAUUCGAAAUAUCUGUGUCUUGCUCGCCCCGGGCUUCUCGGGCCUAACGGCCCUGGCCAUGUACCUUUUGACCUGCGAGAUGUCCUCCUCGCCCUCUGCAGGCCUUCUGGCUGCAGCUUUCAUGGGUAUCACUCCCGGAUACAUCUCACGAUCCGUGGCUGGUAGCUACGACAAUGAGGCUAUUGCCAUCUUCCUGCUGGUCUUCACCUUCUUCCUAUGGAUCAAGGCCGUCAAGAAUGGCUCAAUCAUGUGGGGUGCGUUGACUGCGCUGUUCUACGGAUACAUGGUCUCUGCUUGGGGUGGAUAUGUCUUCAUCACUAACCUCAUUCCUCUCCACGUGUUCGUCCUGAUCUGCAUGGGCCGCUAUAGCACCCGCGUCUACAUCAGCUAUACCACUUGGUAUGCUCUUGGAACUCUGGGUAGUAUGCAGAUCCCCUUCGUGGGAUUCCUGCCCAUUCGCAACAGUGACCACAUGUCUGCGCUCGGUGUCUUUGGCCUGAUCCAGCUCGUGGCAUUUGCUGAAUUCAUUCGCGGCUAUCUGCCCGGAAAGCAGUUCCAGAAGCUGCUCACUUCCAUGGUCUUCCUGGUCUUUGGCCUCGGAUUUGGUGGUUUGGUCCUGCUUUCCAUCUCGGGUGUCAUUGCCCCAUGGAGCGGUCGUUUCUACUCCCUGUGGGACACUGGCUACGCCAAGAUCCAUAUUCCCAUUAUCGCAUCUGUUUCAGAGCAUCAGCCCACUGCCUGGCCGGCCUUCUUCUUUGACCUGAACUUCCUGAUCUGGCUCUUCCCUGCCGGUGUGUUCAUUUGCUUCCAGAAGCUGAAGGAUGAGCACGUGUUCGUGAUCAUCUACGCCGUUCUAUCCAGCUACUUCGCCGGUGUCAUGGUCCGUCUGAUGCUCACGCUCACUCCUAUUGUUUGUGUCGCGGCCGCCCUGGCUCUGUCGUCUAUUCUCGACAACUUCUUGGUUAUGUCGAAGCCCGACCCCGACGCUGUUGCCAAGGCAAGCGCCGAAGACUCCAAGUCUUUCCGCUCGUCUCGCAGCCCCAUCGUCGGCAUCUACUCGUACUUCUCGAAGACUGUCGUGACCUGCUCGAUGUCCCUUUACCUUCUUAUGUUUGUUGCGCACUGUACUUGGGUCACCUCGAACGCCUACUCCUCUCCUUCGGUCGUUCUUGCUAGCAAAAUGCCCGAUGGGAGCCAAUUCAUCAUCGACGAUUACCGUGAGGCGUACUACUGGCUUCGCCAGAACACGCCCCAUAAUGCUAAGAUCAUGUCCUGGUGGGAUUACGGCUACCAGAUUGGUGGUAUGGCUGACCGUCCUACCCUGGUCGACAACAACACGUGGAACAACACCCACAUCGCCACCGUUGGUAAGGCCAUGAGCUCCCGCGAGGAGGUCAGCUACCCUAUUCUGCGCCAACACGAUGUGGACUACGUCCUGGUUGUGUUUGGUGGUCUCCUCGGUUACUCUGGCGACGACCUGAACAAGUUCCUGUGGAUGGUCCGAAUCGCCGAGGGCAUCUGGCCCGAUGAGAUCAGCGAGCGUGAUUACUUCACUGCUCGAGGCGAAUACCGCGUGGACGAGGAGGCCACUCCUACCAUGAAAAACAGCUUGAUGUACAAAAUGUCUUACUACAACUACAACUCCCUCUUCCCCGCCGGCCAAGCCGUCGAUCGCGUUCGUGGCGUGAAGCUGCCGGCCGAGAGCCCGCAGCUCAAUACCCUUGAGGAAGCGUUCACUAGCGAGAACUGGAUCAUCCGCAUCUACAAGGUGAAAGAUCUAGACAACCUGGGCCGUGACCACAGCAACGCCGUCGCCUUCGACAAGGGCCUCAAGCGCAAGCGCGCUACCAAGAAGAAGGGUCCUCGCGUUCUGCGAACCGAGUAG